Messenger RNA from Chiloscyllium plagiosum (whitespotted bambooshark), 484 nucleotides. Lineage: Eukaryota; Metazoa; Chordata; Chondrichthyes; Orectolobiformes; Hemiscylliidae. The record is from RefSeq and is a predicted model, not a curated record.
UUGGUCCAUUCUCUGGCCUGCCAAUUCCUACAGGAGAUCCUGAUGUUGUGCGGAAUGACUUCGUGUGGGCGAAAGGCCCUGACGCUCCUGAGCAGUGUGUUCGCUGUGUGCGGUCUGGGUCUGCUGGGGGUAGCUGUCAGCACUGACUACUGGUUAUAUCUGGAAGAAGGGACCAUCUCCCCCCAAAACAUGUCGGCGGAAGUCAAGGUAUCGCUGCACGCUGGCCUCUGGAGAGUUUGUUUUCUGGCAGGAACAGAGCAUGGGCACUGCUUCACCAUUGAGUACGUGAUGCCAAUGAAUGUGCAGCUGACCUCAGAAUCCACCAUCAGUGUUUUAAGUCAGUAUCCAUUCUCCAUCCGAUCAAUCGUUUGAUGUUUAAAUUAAUAAGGACGUUACACAUCGUCGCUUUGAGUCUGCGCUUCAGAGGCAGAGCAUUUGGCACAAUAUGUGCUGGUGUUCAUACCCCUCACAAACUUACACCCAC